UAAUGCAAAAACGCCCUCAUGCGUCACAGCAGUGCGCGUGUCGCCCCUGUUCCCUUCAACAUAGUUUGAUGCGCCACGCCCACUCCAUGAUUCCCCCUCAGCUGUUCCAGUAAGUCGCUCCCAGCCUCCACAUGCAUCCAUUCACAGACCCGCGCCGCUAGCCGAGCUGCAGGGGCCUCGGACCGGGAGGAUAUCUGCCGCCACGCGUCGGCCUGAUCCCGCUCCUCUGUCACUCUGGAACAACUUGUUGCGCAGCUGCUAUUUCAGACCUCCUCUGAGGUCCAGCGUUGCUUCCUCUCUCUCUCUCAGAUCAGCAAACGGUCCACCGAGGGCAGAUUCUGUGAAAAGUGGACAGCUGGAUGUCAGUGAUUUGGAAAGGGAUGGCUGUUGAAGGCGUCGGGGAAGCCUCCCGGGAUUUUGUCUUGGUCAUUAUGAUGAAGUCCUAGAAGUCUCCCCGGGGGCAUUGGUCGUAGGUCUCUAAUAUGAUCAGAGGGACGGGGGAUGCGGGUCAUGAGCUGGAAGCGUCCUUACCACGGACUGGACUGGAGCCACAGCCUCUUCUGUCUCACUUUACUCCUGUGGACGAGACGCAUGACUGGACUUGCUGACUUUUCAACAGACUACUUAUCCCGGAUCAUCAGCAGCCACUCAGCUCACGCCUGUGACGGAACGCCUCUGCGACUGCACUGUCCACGUCACUCCACCAUCUCCAUCCAGUCAGCCUUCUACGGACGCGGGGAGAUCCGCCUGUGCAGAGGGGACUCUCCGGGCAGACCCCACAACCACAGCUGUUCGGCUUUUACUGCUCUACAGAAGCUGCUUUCAGAGUGUCAGAGUCACAGAAUGUGCCAGCUGCCUGUCAAUCACCAGCUUUUUGGGAAAGACCCAUGCCCUGGAACCACCAAAUACCUCCAUGUGGAUUACAAGUGUAAACCCGCCGAACACAAAAGACACGUGGCAUGUGAAGGGGAGACCAUGGUCCUGCGCUGUAAGCCCCCCAGGGUGCUGGUCAUCUACGCAGCUGUCUACGGCCGAAGUCUGGCUCAGACCGACACCUGCCCCUCACACCUGACCAGACCACCCCCGUUCGAGUGUCUGAACCACGAGGCUCUACACUCGGUGUCCAAGUCCUGCUACAGCAAACAGAAGUGUGCUGUUGCUGUUGGCAACCAGACCUUCAGGGACCCCUGCUUUCCAGGAACCAGGAAGUACCUCAGUGUGCUCUAUUCUUGUGUUAUCCCACCAUCAGUUCCACAGACUCUUCUAAAGGAGGCAGACCCAAGCAUACUAAGCUCCACUGCAUUUCCUGUUACAGAAAAAGCUUCUCCAGAAGAUCUGGGAGAACCUUCGUCUAAAGGAACAAGAAAGCCAGAACAUUCUGGAGCUAUGAUGAGUAACUCUCUCCUGACCUACACCUACAUCAAAGAGCGCCCAGAGAUGGCGGCGCUGCUUUUCACCUCCAGUGUGUGUGUCGGCCUCCUCCUGACUCUGCUGGCUCUGUCCGUGCGAGUGACCUGCACUGGGCGUCACAGACUCACGGUCAGGUCUGCCAGCCAGACCGUAAACGUUCAGAAGGAGGAGGAGUACUGCGAAAACGAAACGGAGGACAGUGACGACGAGGGAACAGAGAGCUCCCUGCUCUCGCCCGCUGACAGGAAGGCCAUAUCUAACUGGGAGGAGGUGACUUAUGUGAGCGAGGCAGCCGACCGGGCCGAGAGGAUCGAGCGCAGAGAGAUGAUCAUCCAGGAGAUCUGGAUGAACUCAUACCUGGAGGACAGCUCGUGUUAGAUGUCGUAGGUCUCUUAGCAUUGCGUUCACAUGUUUGACCACAUUUUUAUUUUUACAUUGUAAAACACUUCUGUUUGCUGUAAUUUAACUCAGAAAUACUUGGAUCCACAAGCUCUGUGCAACAAAAAUGAUGGCCAUAUAACUGCUGUAUCAUCACCAGAUUAAGCUCUUCUUCACUGUCACAAACAGGGAAAGAUAACCGCUCAGCACCAUUAAGCUGACCAGACGUCCAUGCAUCUGUGUUGAUGCCUCAUUAUUCAGUAUCUCAACUGCUGCAUAGUUGACAUGAACCAAAGAACCGGUCAGGGGCCGUCCACCUGAAAGGAUCAGGACGUUUCAGCUCGUAUGUCGAAGCUCCCUCUAACAUGAAAUCAAUAAAUCAUAAUCACACUUUGAAAAUUCUCUCUUUACAUAAACCG
Menidia menidia (Atlantic silverside) is the source of this 2207-nucleotide messenger RNA. NCBI's taxonomy places the organism in Eukaryota, Metazoa, Chordata, Actinopteri, Atheriniformes, Atherinopsidae. The record is from the annotation of a GenBank genome assembly.